UUUCUGAUCGAAAUGACCCACAUUCUCACAGAUUACAUUCUAAAAGAAAAUGAUCGCGCAUCCAAAGUACUAGACUUCCACCAUCCUCACCAGCUCAGAGAAAUGAUGGACCAUUGUCUCGAUAUCGACGAGAAUCCACGAGAUUUGGAGCAGAUACUCAGUGAUUGUAAAGAAACUCUGAAAUACUGCGUCAAGACAGGCCACCCGAGAUUUUUCAACCAAUUGUCUACUGGUUUAGAUAUUAUAGGGGUAACUGGGGAAUGGUUGACGGCUGUUUCAAAUACAAAUAUGUUUACGUAUGAAGUAGCGCCUGUAUUUACAUUGAUGGAAGAGGUGAUUUUAAGACGAAUGAGAGAUCUGAUUGGAUGGCAGGAUGGUGACGGAAUCAUGGCACCAGGUGGAGCGAUAUCUAAUUUCUAUGGUGUUUUACUGGCCAGACAGAAAUAUCUACCCCAGGCCAGAUUAAAUGGUAUGUUUGGAUGUGGCGAACCAGUUAUUUUUACUUCAAAACAGAGCCAUUAUUCUAUCAAGAGGGCAGCUAUAUUACUGGGUAUUGGAGCUAAUAAUGUUAUUUAUGUAGAUUGUGAUCACAGGGGUAAAAUGAUGGUAAAAGACUUAGAAGAGAAGAUCGCUUCCAGUAAACGGAAUGGUAAAUUACCAAUCUUAGUCAACUGUAUGGCUGGCACCACGGUUCUGGGAGUCUACGACCCUUUAGAAGAAAUCGCAGACGUCUGUAAGAGAAAUUCCAUUUGGUUACAUGUAGACGGCGCAUGGGGUGGUUCAGUUCUAUUGUCACGUGAUCACAGACAUCUACUCAAUGGUGUAGAAAGGGCUGACUCAAUGACGUGGAAUCCACAUAAAAUGAUGGGAGUACCGUUACAAUGUUCUGUUAUACUUACUAAACAUAAGAAACUGUUAGCAGAAGCGAACCAGAGUAAUGCCGACUAUUUAUUCCAGAAGGAUAAGAACUAUGACGUCACGUAUGAUACGGGAGAUAAAACUAUACAAUGUGGACGACAUAAUGAUAUUUUUAAAUUGUGGUUAAUGUGGCGAGCCAAGGGCGAUCAGGGAUUUGAAGAACAGAUCAGCAAAAAUUUUGAACUAGCGCAGUACACAUUAGAAAAAGUACAAAAUCGAGAUGGUUUUCAUGUUAUAUUGGAUAAGUUAGAAGCUCCUAAUGUCUGUUUCUGGUACUUACCACUAAAAUGGCGCCAACAAUCUCCGUCUGAUAUUAAUGCCAAGGAACUCAACAAGAUAGCACCGCAGAUCAAAGCUCAAAUGAUGGAAUCGGGAACAAUGUUGGUCCAAUAUCAGCCUCUGGGAGAUCUUCCCAACUUUUUCCGGGUGGCCAUCUCCAACCCUGUUAUUACCACGAGAGAUAUAGAUUUUAUGAUUGAUGAAAUAGACUGUAUUGGACGGGAUCUGUAA
Molecule: messenger RNA, 1428 nt
Organism: Lottia gigantea (owl limpet)
Lineage: Eukaryota; Metazoa; Mollusca; Gastropoda; Lottiidae
Exons: 13
Biological process (GO): carboxylic acid metabolic process
Cellular component (GO): cytoplasm
Molecular function (GO): pyridoxal phosphate binding; carboxy-lyase activity
Source: RefSeq, a predicted model, not a curated record